Drosophila obscura is the source of this 809-nucleotide messenger RNA. RefSeq names its product protein AF-9 homolog. Gene Ontology annotation, biological process: regulation of DNA-templated transcription. The transcript has a single exon. The record is from RefSeq and is a predicted model, not a curated record. NCBI's taxonomy places the organism in Eukaryota, Metazoa, Arthropoda, Insecta, Diptera, Drosophilidae. Bases 150 to 809 code for a protein of 219 amino acids.
ACAAUCGUCAUUCAGUUUAGUUCUCAACAAACUUCUCGAAAUGUUUCUAAUGUUUCUCUAGACUAAGACAAUUAAAUUGCAAAUUUUCGGUUCAUAUCACACAACACAAAGGACACAUCCACACACAUCCUCCUCACAUCCUCCUGAAGAUGAUUAGCUACAGGAGCGCAAUGCGGCACCAGAAUGUGGUCGACGAUUGCCAGCGGAUUAGCUGCAAUAGGGGUCCGAGCAGCGCUUACUCCCAGCUCUCCGGACGCUGUGUGAUUGUCAAGGACAUCGUGCUGGGCUGCCGCAUGGAAUGGAGUGACCCCGACGUGCCACCCAUGUUCGACCAGACCUGGUGCGUCUAUCUGCGCCAGCAGGAUAACCUCGAGAUGGAGAAAUUUGUGCGCCGCGUCACGUUCCGGAUGUCGCCGCGAUUGCCGCUGCGUCUGCAGGUGGCGGACAGCGCCCCAUUCGAGAUCACCGAGGUGCUGGUCACCGAUUUUCCCAUCGAGAUGCAGGUGGAGUACACGGACCCCAAAAUGACGGCCACAACGUAUGUGUUCAAGCCACCACGCCUAGCGGGGCGCACGCCAGAGGAGACACCAGACAAGAUGAUCUUUGUAAAUCCGUCACCGGCCAUGCGGCUCAGCCUUUCUGCCGCCGGCAAUCCCUCCACACUGGCCACGGCCAUGACCACGAGCUCCACAUCAUCGCUGAGAUCCAGUGUCGGGGGCAAGGGGCUGGAUGGGCAGGUCGGCGAUGGGGCAGAGAAGCCCAAAAAGUCGUCCGGGAUGGCCGCCGCCAGGAAACAUUAUUACCAGUGA